UGCGCCCAUGAUAUCAACCUGAAAACAUGUGGUUGGCACGCAAAAGCUAAGCAUGCAGCAACGUUGGAGUGCUGGUGUCCGAUGUCAUUUUGCAAAAAGAACGAGUUGCGGUCAGCACAUGAUUCUGACUGACUUGACAGCUCUAACUUCAACAAAAGGCUAGAUGCCGUCGCCGAAUGGUGCGAAUAAGGCGCCCGCAAGGAAGACGCCGGAGCAGAAGGGCGUAGAUCUUGCACAGAAGCUUGCAAGGAAGAGGUCGCAAGACUUUACCACGAAGAUACAGGGCUGGAACCAAGGUGGUGCGGGAGUGGUGCAGAGGCAGGAUGAAGUUGUCGUUAUACUGGACGACGAUAGUGCAUGUGCGCUCAAGAACGCAGUCGUUCUAGAAGUGACUCCGAAGAGUGUGAAGACUGGCAAGGCACCGGAGUCUGCAGAGGUUGAUGGCGGGGAUGAGGCGCCAUUGACACCCGGGUCGCCAGAGUCUGCGACAGCGAAGGGCAGCCCCAAGCUUGCAUCAUCCGCUCGGCCUUCCAAAGAACUAGAUCUUGGGCGCAAGGCAUGGGUACGACGAAAGAGCAAGCCACAAGCGGAAAUAGCAGAAGAUAUCAAGCAUGCGGGGACUCCGAAGAAGCGUGUCGUUAGUGACGGCCACUGGCGCAGAGACCGAACGGCAAAGCCAGAGACGGCAGUGACUCCAGAGAAGGAGGUGACGCCAAAACCGAUUACGAUCAAGCGUAGUGUGGUGACUGUAGGGUUGAAGAUCCCGCCUUCGGUCCAGAACUUUUACGAAGAUAUUGAACCCGCGCCCGUCAAAGUACGACCGCUCCGAAAGUCGCGAUCCCGAUCACGGUCGAGGUCGCGAGAGCGCGAAGUCACGCCAGACUAUGAGGAUAGUGGCGUCAAGGUGUACAUCAAGCGACGGAAACGCUCGAAGACUUUCGACGAACAUAAGGCCUCGAGCACGUCACAGAGCAGUCUAGCGGCCGGCUCAUCUGUCGACAAGACAGCCUCAAGUACAGAUAUCACGACACCCGCCCAGUCUCCGAGAAAGCAGACACCACCAAGGCCUGCGACCGCGCCGAAGGAGAAGGCUUCGCAUCGGUCGUUGGAGGCAGUCGAGGAGCCUCGUCACGUAAGCCAACACCGAGCGGGCGCAACUCCGGCGGAGGCCGCGACACGUGCUGGGCCAACACCGGCUGGUCCUCGCGUGUAUGGUAGUCGUAUUGAAGGCUGGCUUGCUUCCACGCAAGACCCUUUCGUAGAAAAGCGAGAAGCGUCGGAUGCUCCUGAGCCACUGCAAGUCAGGCGUAAAACGCCAACGAAGCCAGUAGACACCGAUACGAACAAUGACCGACAGGCAAGCAGCGCCAGGAGACAAGGGUCGCGCACGACUCUGGAACCGGUGGACGCUGAGCGCUCCUCGCGUUCACCAGACGAUGUCUCGCGAGGUUCUCCAACUUUGCGACGUCAUGGUGCUCGACGGUCUUCACAAUCACCAGUCAAAGGCCGUGUGGAUCGUGAUUUAGAUCACCAACCGCGAGACGCCAAGACAGAGACGGUCACAGACGCAGAACUAAGGAGGCAGAUGUCCAGAAGAGCCAACAGCCGAUCUUUCCCAACUCUCGGCAGACAAUUGUCUACAAUUGCGUCGGUCGACACAUUUCAAGGUGGCAGACCGCGGGGAUCUUCCGAUGCAUCUGAGCAUCCGACCAUCGUACCAGAGGGAAGCGUGCUAUCCCGGGCCAGCGAUGGCGAUGAGCCGCGCCGUCAAACCAGUCUCAAGCGCCGGCUCACAAAGCACUCCGACCUCAUUUCCGUACUGUCGCUUCCCCGAGGAGACCCGGGCUUGCAACCGACUCGGCGAAGUACGCGAUCACGGAGGCCGCAAGCGGAGCUGACAACCAUCGGCGACAUAAUGAACGAAGUCACCACGGAGGAGCUAAAGUACCAGCGAGAACUUCGCACGCUUGUCGAUGGCGUCAUCCCCGUGUUACUCACCUACGUCUUGCAGAAGACCGAUGCGACGGGCGCGAAACGCUUGUUCAGCGGCUCCUCCCCAGAUGGUCAAGCGGUCACUCGUCCCAUCGUAGAGAUGGGUGUGGCGCUCGAGAAGCUCAAGGCCGCUCACAAGCGCAUACCGUUGCAUGAUGCUGACGGGCUUGUGCGAUGGGCUCAGAAUACAGCUGGCAAAUACGCGGAGUAUCUGAAAGCGUGGAGGUUGGGCUUUCAGGAUGUCGUCGUUAACCUGGCGCCGGCGCAGGAGAAUGAAGGCGUGCCGAGGAACAACAACGGCGACAUGCUGAAGGGUGAUGGUGAGCGAGUGGACGUGCAGUACCUCCUCAAACGUCCGCUUGUUCGGCUGAAGUACCUGACUAAAACGUUUAAGAGCAUCGACCAGCUCGCGCCAUCGCGGAGCGCAGAAGAGAUGGCUGCGAAGUAUCAUGAGCUGGUUCAAGAAGCUCGACAGCGCUCUAACGACGAGCGCGCGCGUCUUGAGGACGAAGGAGCCGCGAACAUCGACCCUACCAGAGCACGAGAUCCGCGCAGUCUGGCACCGCUGGCGGGAGUGACCGUCGAUCCUACCAGGAGCGUCCGAGCACGGGAUUACUACGACUUGGAGCUCAUCCACUCCACGGGUCAACAGCUGAUGUGCAAGACCGAGAUCAUUCUCCGUGACGAUGCGCCAGACCGAGGAGACGCGAGCGAUAUACUAAUCUGCGAAGUCUCGCUGGCCGGACGAUGGCUGUUGUUCCCGCCGAUACCCGCCUCGAACGUGUCCGCAAGGUCCGGCGACAAGGAUGGGGAGAUCAUCGUCAUGGUGAGAGGUCUGCUUGCCAGCGGUAAGGAAUGGCGAGAACUCAUGUCAUUGCGAUCAGAGGAUGAGGGUGCCGUGACUGAGUGGCUCGGCAUGCUGCGCUCUAGUCCUGCACCUCCACGGUUGACCAAACAGUCGAGCUUCAACACGCUGCGGGAGCCGUACCUCAUGAGUGGAGGUCUAGGGAAGGCACCUUCUGCAGCUAGAGCACCUUCUCCUAGCGAAGUGGAUGUACCGAUAGGCGAGCAAGCGGACGAUAAAGCGGAGAAGUGGGAUGGCAGUGAGGUCAACAGCGUAGUGGGCGACCUGUCUUCACCGUCUGGCCUGCGUAGGACCAAGGCCAAACGGUAUCGAAGCUCGCCCGCUUCACCAAUCACCGAAGAUCCUUAUGAACAGGUUCGAGCUCGCGCGGUCCACAUCAGCAAGCAGGAACGGUACGUUGAAGAUGCUCCCUCGCCCCUGCAGUCGAGGUAUCGCGGGAGGCCGCAAUCCAGCUAUGUGCCGUCGACCUCCGACUGGACGUCUACUUCCGCUCCCUCGACGCCCAGGAAGGAGUACAGUGUCUGGUUGCCUUCAACGGACGGCGGGUCCGUGUCGGAGUCUUCGAGUGGUGAGUCGGAGGAUGAACGUCAUACUCGUCGACCACAGCGCCCAGGCUUGCAUCGGAGGACGUCAUCUGUGCCCUCGUUGGAGCUGCCGACGAUACCCAAGCUUAGGAAGCCUCAGCCUAGUGUUUCGCAUAGGGUACCGGACAAAUCACCGCCACCGUCCAUCGAAACGCCGAGGUCUGCGCCAUCGAAGCUGCAGAAGAAGCGUGCGGAGCCAGCUACUACUGAUCCGAAGAAGAUGGAACAGGCACCGUCGGCGCGGCCGACUUCUGUUGGUCUUCGAUCAAGCAUACUGCCGUCGUUUACUCCAGCCUUCCUGAAGCGGAACCGAAGGUCAUCGUCACCGCUCAAGCACGAAUACGAGCCUUCCACAGCGUCUGGGUCGCUUAGCGAAAGCGAGCUUUCAGAGGUCGACGCGGUAGAGUCUGCGACAUCGGAAUCCGAAGAAGAAAAAGAGGGUACAUCUACGCUCGGCGACUUGCAAAACUUCCAGAAGCGUGGCCAAUUCCGAUCAAUCAGCCAUCCUGCACCACCCAAAUCUAUCUACUCUGCUGGUGGAGAGUCUGUAAGACCUUCGGACUCGGCUUCGCAAGGGCCGUAUCGCACAGUGCCGCCAGUUAGUGGUCAGCCGAGCAAGACUGUCGCGUCCAUCUUCGCCUGGUCUGAUCGCGGGUCUUGGGAUAGCCUGCACCCCCAAGAAUGUAGCAUCUUCGUUACGCCCGGCCUGAUUGAGGCUUUCGACAUGGCUCAAGCGGCUGCCGUGAUUGCUAAUCUUGCAGAGGGCACACGAACGACCCCUUCUCUGCACGGUGUCAAACCGCUUGUUGCUCUUGAGCUCACGCCUCUGGUGCCUUUGCGACGGGGUACGGCAGUCGACAUCUCAAUCAGGUCGCCACCAACCGCCAGCUCGCUCCUUCGAACUGGCAAUAACGUGAUGUUCCGCUCCCAAAGCCCGGAGGAGUGCGAGAAGCUGUACAACAUGAUCAACCGAGCACGCAUUGACAAUCCCACCUAUAUUGCGCUGCAAAACGCACGAGGACCAAGAGCAACGAGCAACUGGGCUGAAGUCAUGGAUCAGAGGAAUGCGCAGCGUUCCAAGAGCGCAUCUUGGAUUCGACUGGGCACACGAAGAAGCAGCACCUACCGUUCCACAGGCAGUCGUGCCGUAUCCGCAUCUACAGUCGCCACGGAGUCGUCGAUCGGCACGACGAACUCUGCCUUCUCUGCCCUGCGCAGGUUCAGCAGCGGCAGCAAUGGUAUCUUCAACAUCGCCAAGAGCACCCUCACGUCCAGAGAAGGCACUGGCACUCGCAGCACCUACAGCGACUCACUGUCCUCCGGAGCAGCAACCCCAAUGACCUUCGAUCCAAGCUUGGGCACGCCUCUUGGCAUCACCAAUGCGAAGAUCCGGCUGUAUAUCCGUGAGAGUGCGUCGAAAUGGCGAGACAUGGGCGCGGCGCGCCUGACGGUCAUGCUGCCUCCCCGCCACGAUCUAACUGCGGCAGCGGAUCCGAGAACGACAGGCAUGGACAAGCGGAUCAUAAUCUACGGGAAGAGUAAGGGAGAGACUCUGCUUGACGCGACGCUGGGUGAGAGUUGCUUUGAACGCGUCGCGCGAACAGGCAUUGCCGUCAGCGUUUGGGAAGAGGCUACGGGGCCUAAUGGCGAAGCGGUAGUGGGGGCGCAUGGCGGUGUCAGUAAUGCGCGAUCGAAGGUGUAUAUGGUUCAGAUGAAAUCGGAACGCGAUGCUGCGUAUACGUUUGGUUUGGUCGGCAAGCUGCGAUACUAAUUAUACCCUGUACAACUUGCGGAUGGGAAGCAUGUGGCGGUUGCGUGAUGUUAGCGACUGGCGUUCGGAUAUCAAUAGACUUUGGUGCUAUGCGAUGUGCACACCCGUAAUACAAGGUCAGAGAGAUGGGUGUACACCAAGGCGUCUACGCGUCUGGCUGCGGAAGCAAUUCCAAGCGGAAGCCUUUACUGUUCGGCACUUGCUACCGAAGCUCUCAUGUACACUUCUCCGCAACCAGACAUCGGAGGCUGCUGCGCCAGUACAUGAUCCAGUAAUGGCACGCUUAUAUGGACGUAGCAGCCAAAGGUAAGUUGUUCUUCAAUUCAGC
This is a messenger RNA of Baudoinia panamericana UAMH 10762, 5540 nucleotides long. RefSeq lists its product as uncharacterized. The transcript has 2 exons. The record is from RefSeq and is a predicted model, not a curated record. NCBI's taxonomy places the organism in Eukaryota, Fungi, Ascomycota, Dothideomycetes, Mycosphaerellales, Teratosphaeriaceae. Bases 164 to 5212 code for a protein of 1682 amino acids.